Lactuca saligna is the source of this 1479-nucleotide messenger RNA. The record is from the annotation of a GenBank genome assembly. NCBI's taxonomy places the organism in Eukaryota, Viridiplantae, Streptophyta, Magnoliopsida, Asterales, Asteraceae.
GAGAGAGAGAGAGAGAGAGAGAGAGAGAGAGAGAGAGAGAGAGAGAGAGAGAGAGAGAGAGAGAGGAGAAGAAGGAGGGUGGGAGCCUUAUCUUAAGAUAAUUUUUUUUUCAGAACGAAAAGACCUAAGGAAAUGGAGGAACAGUACGGGAUAACGGAUCUGACUCACUACAUGAACGGAAGAGUCUUCACCGCCGUCCCUCAGCCACCAUCUCAGCCUCAGCAGCCUCCUCAUGAUCUUCACUAUGAUAUGGUGAUGAUGGGUGGUGGAGGAGGUGGUGGUGGGAUGAUGUUUCGAUCAGAUUCCACCACCGGUACAGGCUCAACCACUGCUAGUCUUAGCGCUGGUGGUGGUGGUUUAGAGAUGGAAAUUGGCGGCGGUUUAGAGAUGGAAAUUGGUGGUGGUAGUGGUGGUGGAAAUGGUAGGUGGCCAAGGCAAGAAACUCUCACACUUCUGGAAGUCAGAUCAAGGCUUGAUUCUAAGUUCAAAGAAGCUAAUCAGAAAGGUCCUUUGUGGGAUGAAGUUUCAAGGAUAAUGUGUGACGAACAUGGGUAUCAACGAAGUGGGAAAAAAUGCAGAGAGAAGUUUGAGAACUUGUACAAGUAUUACAAGAAGACUAAAGAAGGAAAAGCUGGAAGACAAGAUGGGAAACAUUACAGCAAUCCAAACACAGCCAUGCCUUCGUUCAAGGAAAACAAGGAUUAUGGAGAUAGGGCAACUAACAAGAAAAGGCUUGGAAAAAGGAGUUGGAAGACGAAGAUCAAGGACUUCAUUGAUUCCCAAAUGAGGAAAAUCAUGGAGAAGCAAGAGGAAUGGAUGGAGAAGAUGAUGAAGUCCAUUGAACAGAAGGAAGAAGAAAGGGUUUUACGAGAGGAACAAUGGAGGAAAGAAGAAGCUGCUAGGUUCGAAAAAGAGCACAAGUUCUGGGCCAACGAACGAGCAUGGAUGGAGUCCCGAGAUCAUGCUUUAAUGGAGGCGUUACACAAGUUAACCGAUAAAGAAUCAUGUCAUAAGUCUUCUCCCGAUGAACAAAACCUACAAGAUCAUCACCAUGGGAGUUGGGAUGAAAAUGAGAUCACAAGGUUAAUACAGCUACGAACAAGUAUGGAAAGUAGGUUCGAACAAGGUGCGUAUAUCCAAGAGCUUCUUUGGGAGGAAAUCGCAACAAAAAUGGCUUGUUUGGGUUACAGCAGGAAUGGCGUAACAUGCAAGACGAAGUGGGAAAGCAUAAAUGACUUCUUGAUGAGAACGAAAAAGAGAAAAGAGAAUACAAGAAGUUCCAACUCGUAUACUCACCAUAAUACCGAAUCUCUUUCUCACAACAUUCAUCAUCAGAUCGGAAGCUAUCGUCAAAACAAUGAACGAUUGGUUGCAUCCAACGAUCAACCGAAUGAUGGUAAUUACAGGUUUGUGAUGGGUGAUCCUGAGAAUAUGUGGGAUGGAUAUGGGAUGAAGGUCAACAAGGGUGAAGAUCAUUAG